GAUUGUAUUAUCCGGUCCAGUUGGUGGCGAUAAUGUAACAUUAUAUUAGAUGCCAACCGCCGUUAAGCACCGAAUAAUAAGAAGAAGUCAGUGGACGAGGGACCAGGAAACCACAGCAAGCUAGCCAGUCAGCUAAGACCAACACCCUGAUAUCAAACAUGCUUGCUGAUAGUCAAUUCGUAAAUCUACGAAAUAGAUUUAAGAAAGACGCUGAACUUCUCAUGCAAGGGGUUUCAGCAGGUGACAGCAACGAAAAGAGUCAAGAAGAGAAAGAUGCCAAACCACUUCCUCGGAUCAACCGCCAUUCCGUCUUCUGGAUUGUGGCUUCUGUCGGAUUGACUUACUAUUUUGACUUCCUCCGCGUCAUCACGGAGAAUGGCGAUAUUAGAAGCUGGUGGUUCAAUGUUGGUGUGAUACUGCUGGGAAUAUGCCUAGCUUUGGCCAUGUUUUGCAUCGUAUACCUGGAGUGGUUUAAGGGAAUACAGCACUAUGAUCAUGAGUACCCUGCUAUUCCCCCUAUCACCACAGCAGCCUUCCUCGCAGCGUCAUGCAGUUUUAAUAUAGCACUGUGGCCUGUGUGGUCGUUCCUCACCCCUGUCCUCCUGUUUACCCAGUUCAUGGGAGUUGUUAUGCUCAUAUCAAUGCUUGGGUAAGAUGUUAAGACCACAUAGAACCACGCCAGCCCAGGACCUCCACAUCCAGCUUCUUCACCUGCGGGAUUGUCUGAGACCAGCCACCUAGACAACUGAUGAAACUGUGGAGUAUUUAUUUUUGUAAUAAAGCCCUUGUGUGGGGAAAACUCACUCUGAUUUGGUGGGACCUGGUUCCUCAAGUGUGUGGGCCGAUGCCCUCCCAGGCCCACCCGUGGCUGCACCCCUGCCCAGUCAUGAAAUCCAUCGAUUAGGGACAAAUUUAUUUCAAUUGAAUGAUUUCCUUAUAUGAACUGUAACUCAGUAAAAUCGUUGAAAUUGUACCAUGUUGCGUUCAUAUGCUUGUUCAGAGAGCUUAAGUACCAAUAAUAACUAAGUACCUACUUCGGAAUGCAAUUAUUGUUUAUUUUACAGUACUAAAGCCUCGACAUAAAGUGAAUGACUACAGUUUGACUUAAAAAAAAAAAAAAUACAUGCAUAUAUAUUUAAUAAAUUAAAGCAUUUUAAGUGCUUUAAUAGUUUUUGUAUAAAUGUUUAGUUUUCUUUGUGAUUCAGAAAGCUUUUGUGCUAUUAAGUGUAAAUGUGUCUGCUUAAAUUCUGUAAAAUAUUUUGACAACUUUUUGUUAUAUGUGCAUUGUUGCUAAUGUCAACCUUGUUGGCAAAAAGACUAACCUUCAAAGUCA
Molecule: messenger RNA, 1333 nt
Organism: Salmo salar (Atlantic salmon)
Lineage: Eukaryota; Metazoa; Chordata; Actinopteri; Salmoniformes; Salmonidae
Gene: tm128
Product: Transmembrane protein 128
Source: RefSeq, a predicted model, not a curated record